Molecule: messenger RNA, 3756 nt
Organism: Uloborus diversus
Lineage: Eukaryota; Metazoa; Arthropoda; Arachnida; Araneae; Uloboridae
Product: putative phosphatidate phosphatase
Exons: 7
Coding region: 329-1285 (318 amino acids)
Biological process (GO): signal transduction; phospholipid metabolic process; phospholipid dephosphorylation
Molecular function (GO): phosphatidate phosphatase activity
Source: RefSeq, a predicted model, not a curated record
GGGAUUUACUGAUCAGAAAGUUUACUUUUUAUAGUUUAUACUUCAAUUUAAGAUUAUCAUUUACAAGUGUUUUGAUAAUUGAUAUACAUGCAUAAAUCUCAAUAAGUCAGACGUGAAACUUGAAAUAUUAACGUUUUUGUAAUUUUAUACCGAUUCGAGAAUGAAAAAUCGUUUUAAAUUUUGCAAACUUUUCAUAUUUCAUAUCAUAAUUUUUUUGCUGAUCUUUUUUUUUUAUAUUAAAAUAUAUAAGAGUUAAUACUUUUAACUUUAUUUCACUUAUUAGAAAUGUCGUUUCGCCCUGCGUAAAAAGAUAAAUUAAUAUAGUAAUAUGCCAAAAGACAAUAAAAUAAUUCUGAAAAUUGUGCUGGAUUUUGUGCUCCUUUUAACAGUGGGCAUUCCAGUAUUAAUUUUUCAUCUUUAUGGAAAACCAACUUUGAGAGGUUUUAACUGUGAUGAUGACAGUAUACGUUACCCUUUCCAUGAGUCAACAAUAACAAAUAAUGUGCUUUAUGUUGUAGGAGUAUUUCUUCCCGUUGGUUUGAUUUGUCUAACAGAAUUCACAAAUGAAGCUCACUCAAAAAGAGGAGUAAGAGGUCGGACAAAAAACUUGCUGGGAAAACCUAUCCCACGGGUUGUUUGGAAAAUAUAUAUCCGAGUUGGUGUUUUCUUGUUUGGUGCUUGUGUUUCGCAGCUUACCACAGAUAUUGCAAAAUAUAGUAUCGGAAGAUUACGACCACAUUUCCUUCAAGUAUGCAAUCCUUUUCCAAAUUGUACAUCAAUUAGUGAUCCUCAUGCUUAUAUCACAAAUUUCACAUGCUUAUCAACUGACCAGCACAGACUUCGUGAAUCAAGGCUUUCAUUUCCAUCAGGCCAUUCUUCAUUUUCUGCAUAUACGAUGGUGUUUGCUGUUAUUUAUCUCCAAAAAAAUAUGUUAUGUAACGUCAAUAAGUUGCUCAAACCAUUUUUGCAAUUUAUACUGCUUAUGAUGACUUGGUACACUGCAUUAUCUAGAAUUGCAGAUUACAAACAUCAUUGGAGUGAUGUUCUAGCUGGAUUUUUACAAGGAAGUUUAGUAGCAAUUAUUACUGCAUAUUUCGUUUCUGACUUUUUCAUUGAAAACAAGGAAAAGUCUGAGGUCAUUACUCUGCAAAACAUGUCUACAGAUGCACAAGCUAAUUACAAUACCAUGGAGACGACAACUGAUAUUGAAGAUCAAUCAUCUGAAACCCCACUUGUCCUUAAGGAAAAUAUGAUGUAUAAGGAGCAAUCUUUCAGCAAGGUAUAAUGGAUAGAAUGUGCCUUUAGAUUAAGCCAAAAAAUAACUCAUAUUAUUCAUAUGUCUAUCAGACGUUACUUGUGAUGUUUUGUGCCAAGUCCCCUAUUCUUUCCCUUUUCACUGUUAUCCUUGAACCUUUUGUAUUUGUCAAAAAUAUAUUAUUACUGAUUUAUAUUUUAAUGGUGUUAAUUAUCAGCGAGUGAAAUAUUGUUGCUGUAAAAUGGAACCGUCCUUUACAUAUAUAUUAAUGCAACUUGCAUAAUCUAAAUUCAAUGUUUCCAGAAAUUGAAUUUUUCAAAAUUGGUGAAUGGAAUGUUUAAUAUUUGCUAUAUCAAGUUGAUUAUUAAAGAAAUUAAUAUUGUUGCACCAUACGACUGGAUAAUCUGUAUUAAUUACUUUGAAAAGUUUUAAAGUUCUGUAUUUUUUUUUAAGGAGGCAAACUAUUUUAAUAUUUAUAGAACUGUAAACUAAGUUUUUACCCUGCACCAAUUUGUUGAAAAGUUAGCAUUUAUCUAGAGGUGGUUUGGAACUACAGUUGCUUUUUGCUAAAUCAAUUACUAUCCAGCUUUAAAAAAUAAUCACAAGUUAAUUGUUCUUAAAGAAAAUUUAACCAAAUCAAAUUAAAAAAAAAUUCUUUAUUAGCAGCAGGUAGAAUGUAUUAGCUUGUAAUGAAAUAACUUUCCUAACUGAUACCUCUCUGCCUGUACCCAUCAAUUCCAUGUUUCAUUUUUUUGAUUUAUUUGUAAAAAAUAAUUAUUCACCAAAUAGGCUUUGUAUAUGAAAAAAAAGCAGUCAAACUGUACUAAGAAAUGACUAAAAUACGAAAAUAUGUAUACCCCUUUUUAUUGCUUUAUUUAUACUAGUAUUCAUGUUGUAUAUUUACUCAAAUAGAUUUUGCUUUGUGCAAAUUUUACCGAAGACAAUUGGGAAAAAUAUGCAUCUUUGUUUUUGCUUUAUGUCCAUUUUUUACAUAAAAAAUCAUUAAGGUCAGAAAUAUAUAUUCACCAAAAGAAAAACCACCUCUACACUUAUGUUUGCAUGCAAAAAAGUUUAUACGGGUUUAAACGUAAAACUAGCUCUUUCUCAUGAAAUAGUUCAAUCUAUCGUUCUUAAUCAAGUGCCAGCAAAAAUGCUGUACAUGUUAUUAGUUAAUGUUUUUUUUUUUUUUGUAAUUGGAUUAAGUUUGUUUUUUGUGGAAUGAAACUUUGCUUCAAUAGCAGAACUAUCUUUUCCCUUAAAUUUAACUCUUUAUAAAUAAUCUCAUUGGUAAGUUGACAUUAUUUGCAAGUUGAUGUUAGCCCUUUGAAUAAAAACAUCCCAAUGUGAACUUGAAAUAAUAGAGAAAAAUUCAAUCUUGUUCAUUUAAUUUAAAAAAAUAUUUCAAAGUAAUUUUUAUGACAUGGUUUUGUGCAAAUUGUCUAGGGGGGAAAUGUAUUUUUUAAAGCAUGGUCAUAUAGCUACUAAGACCAAACCAGGGUCAAAUAGCUCCACUCCCUUGCAAUGAACUGCUUGGAAUUCGCGCCUUACCCUACUGUGAACUAUGUUUAGGAAGUUUUUGAAUUGCAGAUUUGAAAUGGAUAGAAUUCUUUUGCAUAUUACAGGCAUAAAGCAGUGUUCAGACCAGAGCAUGAUUUGAUGAAAACAAAAAAUAUCUCGAGCUUGUCUAACCAAUUCGCCACAGUUAGGUUGAACCGCACUCAAAAGCAGACAUUGCCUAAAUAGUGGUAGAAAACUUAAUUUAUAAAGUAGCUUAGGAACUCGUGUUACCCUCUUUUGAACUUAUCAAUGUCAUUAAAGCUAUUAGAGAACCUAUUAAAUCAAUUACCUCAGUUUAUAAAGUUCCCUGAAAAAAUUUAACAUUAACCUUCAUUCAUAAAACAAAGCCUAACUUUGACAUAUACACUGGUUCUUUUUUAAAUAGUAACACAUAUUAACAAAAUUAAAUGAAAAUGCAUGCAAGUUGGUUGUACUAAGUAAAUUAAGUUAAAAAAAGUAUUCUUUAUAAAUACACAUUUCAGUUAAAUUUCAUUAUAAAUUCAAACUUAUGUGUUUCAUACACUAAUUAUAAGACAUCUUUAUUAAGCUGGAGCUAUGCUCCUUCAUUUAAGAGUAAAUUGAGGCAGCAGGAAAUUCAAAUCAUUCCAUAAUGCAUUUAUUUUCUGAUGUAGCUAUUUUCAGUUUCAAAAUAUUGUCAUGUGUUGAACCCAACGAUUUCAUUAUUCAAAAAUUAUCAUAAUGUCUUGUCUUUCCAUUCAAAAUAUAGUUUUUUUUUUGUUAUAUUUACACAUGUAUUAAUUUAAUAAUUUAAAAAUCCCAAUUUCAUGGGUAUCCUUUAGAUUAGUCUAGUGUUUAGAAUGAAACAUAUUAUGCAUUAUUUAAUUUAACAUGUAUACUACUUAUUGAUAUUUUUUAUUAAACUUAUUUAUAGUUUAGAAAUGUUUCUUUAUAUAUUUGCAGCUCUGAAAAUACCUGAAAUAUUU